ACCAUAGAAUAUACACUUAAUUUAGUGUGGAGUUAUCACUGAAUUACGAUUAAUGAUAACGCAGGUAUAUGUAUUAUGUUAAUUUGAUUUAACAAAAAAACUGAUUCACGAAUAUUAAUCAGAUCAAUCUUGACUAUCACCAAAUAAAGCUAAUGAAAGUAACUCUCAGAAAAAAAUUGUGCUUGCGAAACACAAAAUCAGAGCAUAUCAUUAAAAUAUAUUUGAAAUUUGAAAAUCCAUGAGUACCUGGAAAUCCCUCCCAAAUUGCAAGAAGUUAAACAAUACUCAGCCAACUAUAAGAACUCUUGACCGGUAUGCUCCUGCAUCCAAAUCUGGUUAGAAGACUCAAGAGAGCCGACAGCUACUCUAAUAAGAUACAAAAUGUCAUGCAUUGUGCAAGUUGAGCAGGGCUUAUUGGAGGGAACGAAGCGUCAGAGCUGCCGUGGUCAGUAUUACUACAGCUUUGAGGGAAUACCGUAUGCGAAGCCACCUAUUGGAAAGCUGAGAUUUAGUAAUCCACAAGAACCCGAUCAAUGGAAAGGAAUACGUAGCGCAAAAAGUCCCUCAAACAAAUGCGCCCAAUUAAAUCCUUAUUCUAACUCAGCGUUAGUAGGUUCGGAAGACUGUUUGUACUUAAACAUUUACACACCUAGUUUGCCAGCUGAAAAACUCGAGAAAUUACCAGUAAUCUUCUUCGUCCACGGCGGUCGUUUGAUUGUAGGCUACGGAGAUUAUUAUACACCGGAUUAUUUGAUUAAAAACGAUGUUAUUUUAGUAACGUUAAAUUACAGGUUAAAUGUGUUAGGAUUUUUGUGUUUGAAUUUACCGGAAGCACCUGGUAACGUUGGAAUUAAGGACACCGUCUACGCAUUACGUUGGGUCGGUAGAAAUAUUUCUCGUUUUAAUGGCAACCCUGGUAAUAUAACGGUUUCCGGUGAAAGCGCCGGUGGGGCAAUUGUAUCUUCGUACUUAACCUCAAAGAUGACUGUUGGUCUUUUUAGUAAGGUCAUUGCGCAGUCCGGGAAUUCAAUAUCAGAUUUGUAUUUGAUUAACGAGGAUCCUAUUGAGAAAGCGAUAAAAUUGGCGUCAGUUUUAGGCAAGGAUUUGAAAGAUCAACGGUCUUUAUACGAGUUCUUAGUACAGGUUCCGUUAGUAGAUUUGGUGAAUGCGUUCACCCAGCUAGAACUGAGUCGGCCGCCUAGUAUUAUCAAUGCGUAUUUCUUACCGGUCGUCGAGAAAAAGUUCGAUAACGUCGAAAGUUUUUUCGAGGAACAUCCCAUAGUGUCCAUUAAGAAUAAUAGAGUACAGAAAGUGCCCGUAAUAACAGGUUAUACCACUUACGAAUCAGCGCUGUUCGUCCAAAAAGACUACUCCGGUAGGAUCGUAUAUGUAGAUGACUUUCAUAAUUUUAUCCCUCGAUUCUUGGGUGUCGAAAAGAACACGGAAAGAUCUAGAGUUUUCCAGAAGAAACUACGCGAAUUCUAUUUUGCGGGCCGGGAAUUGAAUGACGAUUUGAAGAUUGAUUAUUUGGUAAUGAUCACGGACGUGUAUUUCGUUAGGGAUAUCAUUUAUUUCGCUGAAUUACUAUCAAAACACAAUCCUGAGGUGUAUCUAUAUGAAUUCGGUUUUGACGGCAACCUGAAUACGAGGGUUAUGAAGAGUUUGGGAGUGAAGGGAGCGUCGCACGGAGACAUCGUGCAGUAUCAGUUUUACAGGAAGAGCAAAGCAGAAAAAUGCGGGGAGGCUGACGAGAGAACGAUUGACUUCUUGAGCGAAUGCUGGAGUAAUUUUGCUAAAUACGGCGUACCAACAUGGAGGAAUCAGAAAACAAAAUGGCUGCCUUACUCAACGAACAAUAGACGGACGCUAGUUAUAAAUGACGAGAUAGAAUUAAAGAGAGACGUUAAUUUGAAUCGCAUUAAGUUCUGGUACGAUAUGAUCAAGGAUAAGACAUGCUGUGUAUUGCACAACUUAGCCAUUGAGUUCAACAUACCUGAACCAGAACCAGCAGAGAUUGAAAACCCCAAUUUGACUAUGACAAUAUCUGAACAUAUUUUUCAAGAGAAUACUACAGGAGAUGGGGACGGCUUCCUGUCGAACAGGUUUUUGACGUGCGCCAUUUCUGUCAGUUUGUCCUUGACGCUGUUGACGGUUUCGUAUAGCCUGUCAUUUAAUUUGAUGUUUAAUUUGAUAAUUUCAUCGGAGUCGCUCUCCGAGAGUGGUAUCUCGCAGGGCGCGUACACUCCAUCAUUCAGUUUGGCCUUCUCGAGCCAAGCGUCCUUGUUCUUUUCGAAGUUCUUGAACAUCACCUUGAAGCUGAAUCGCGUCCUGACCCGGAAGGCUGGUUCUGGUCUAGUGGGAUACAAAAUGUCAUGCAUAGUGCAAGUUGAGCAGGGCUUAUUGGAGGGAACGAAGCGUCAGAGCUGCCGUGGUCAGUAUUACUAUAGUUUUGAGGGAAUACCGUAUGCGAAGCCACCUAUUGGAAAGCUAAGAUUUAGUAAUCCACAAGAACCCGACCAAUGGAAAGGAAUACGUAGCGCAAAAAGUCCCUCAAACAAAUGCGCCCAAUUAAAUCCUUAUUCUAACUCAGCGUUAGUAGGUUCGGAAGACUGUUUGUACUUAAACAUUUACACGCCUAGUUUGCCAGCUGAAAAACUCGAGAAAUUACCAGUAAUCUUCUUCGUCCACGGCGGUCGUUUGAUUGUAGGCUACGGAGAUUAUUAUACACCGGAUUAUUUGAUUAAAAACGAUGUCAUUUUAGUAACGUUAAAUUACAGGUUAAAUGUGUUAGGAUUUUUGUGUUUGAAUUUACCGGAAGCACCUGGUAACGUUGGAAUUAAGGACACCGUCUACGCAUUACGUUGGGUCGGUAGAAAUAUUUCUCGUUUUAAUGGCAACCCUGGCAAUAUAACAGUUUUCGGUGAAAGCGCCGGUGGGGCCAUUGUAUCUUCGUACUUAACCUCAAAGAUGACUGUUGGUCUUUUUAGUAAGGUUAUUGCGCAGUCCGGAAAUUCAAUAGCUGAUUUUUUUGUGAUUAACGAGGAUCCUAUUGAGAAAGCGAUAAAAUUGGCGUCAGUUUUAGGCAAGGAUUUGAAAGAUCAACGGUCUUUAUACGAGUUCUUAGUACAGGUUCCGUUAGUAGAUUUGGUGAAUGCGUUUACCCAGCUAGAACUGAGUCGGCCGCCUAGUAUUAUCAAUGCGUAUUUCUUACCGGUCGUCGAGAAAAAGUUCGAUAACGUCGAAUGUUUUUUCGAGGAACAUCCCAUAGUGUCCAUUAAGAAUAAUAGGGUACAAAAAGUGCCCGUAAUAACAGGUUAUGUCACUUACGAAUCGGCGCUGUUCGUCCAAAAAGACGACUCUGGUAAGAUCGUAUAUGUAGACGACUUUCAUAAUUUUAUCCCUCGAUUCUUGGGUGUCGAAGAGAGCACGGAAAGAUCUAGAGUUUUCCAGAAGAAACUACGCGAAUUCUAUUUUGCGGGCCGGGAAUUGAAUGACGAUUUGAAGAUUGAUUAUUUGGUAAUGAUCACGGACGUGUAUUUCGUUAGGGAUAUCAUUUAUUUCGCUGAAUUACUAUCGAAACACAAUCCUGAGGUGUAUCUAUAUGAAUUCGGUUUUGACGGCAACCUGAAUACGAGGGUUAUGAAGAGUUUGGGAGUGAAGGGAGCGUCGCACGGAGACAUCGUGCAGUAUCAGUUUUACAGGAAGAGCAAAGCAGAUAAAUGCGGGGAGGCUGACGAGAGAACGAUUGACUUCUUGAGCGAAUGCUGGAGUAAUUUUGCUAAAUACGGCGUACCAACAUGGAGGAAUCAGAAAACAAAAUGGCUGCCUUACUCAACGAACAAUAGACGGACGCUAGUUAUAAAUGACGAGAUAGAAUUAAAGAGAGACGUUAAUUUGAAUCGCAUUAAGUUCUGGUACGAUAUGAUCAAGGAUAAGAGUAAAUUGUGAAUUAAUUAAGAUUAAACGGUGGUGGUUAUUUCAUUGGGCCAUUAUUCAAUGGUGGAUAAAGAAUGUAACACUAUACUAGGGAAAAAGCGUAUUACUCUCUAUACAAAAAUCAUUUGAUAGAUAGGCUGCCACUUCUCGAGCCGAAAGCUGAAAUCGUCGACCGGGAAAUCAUUAAUACCGCGCCAAGAAAUAAAAUACGCAGUAAUGUACCUGAUUUAUGAAAAAAAAUAAUUGAAAAUCUGAUGUGGAAAGCCUCGACUUUGGUAACAACUAUAAUGCCUUCUACUGACUCAGAAUUAGGUUUGAAAAAAAAAGAACGCAUGUAUCCCAAAAUUGAUUAAUAUUUGCGUUUAAAAAUAAUUAGCGUGUAGAAUUGUUUGAUCCAAACAAUGUUGAUGUGAAACAUCUAUGCCGUACGUAAAACCGAUUGAUGGCGUGGCGACGCAUCGCCACGCGCAAGCGACUGUUUCUUAAUAUUAAAAUUUUAUUUUUCAUUAUACCACAUGAAUUUCGUGUCGUAAGCCUUAUCCGUAUCCAUUUAUUUCCACCAACAAAGUGAUCAUCAAUACAAAACAGUGACAAACUGUACAAAAGUACAUAGCAGAUGUCACCUCAAUUAUAAGUGCAAUUGACAGCGCAUUGACCUCUUGUGAGUCCACAUGGGUAGGUACCACCACCUUGCCUAUGAAGAGUGACCGUGUGAAGCAUCGAUAUAUUACCACUAGAUAACGCAUCACAUACAAAAACCAAACACAAAUAUGGCAUCGACUAACUGAUCUGACUACACCAUCAAGUGGAGAAGAACGAUGUAUAAUAUAAUAAUUGUAACCUAAACUAUGCCUUUUCCCCAAGCAAUAAAGUGCAGUUUAGGUUAUUUUAACAUUCACUUACGACCUUACGCCAUGAAUGACAGAAAAAGAUAGUUUCUUACAAAAACUUUUAUUCCAAAUUUAACCUUAUUUUCUUAAAAAUAAAGCAAAAAUUUACACGCAUAGCAUUUUACUUACGCCCUUUUAAACUUACGAUAUUAAGACUUUACUGCUCCGAACAGAGUAUUACGGAGUCGCACUUUAUACUUUUUUUGUAAGAAUAUUUUGAGUAGUUUAUUUUUAUUAUGUUUUUUUAAUUCAUAUUCAUUCAAUUUUUUCAAUUUAAUUCCUUAUGAUUAACAACAAAUAUUGUAUAACUAUAGAUAAUUAUACCUGAGUUAGCUAUAUUGUACCUUGCACAUCGGUGGGGAAAAUGGAUAAGAGCUUUUUAAAUCACAACAAUAUAAUCCCAAUCAAAUUGUUUUAUUUAUUAAAUACAUGUCAGAUUCGGUAAAAUGGUCUGCACAAACCACACUGGAGCAAUUAGGUUUGAAAUAAUUGUCGCUUCUUUUUUCUUUUAUUACUCUGUUAUUAAAUCUGUAAAAAUGUAAAAACAAAUUCCAGUUUACAGAUUUCACUUCGCCGUCCGUUGUACAGACGUCUGUUGCAUUCGUAUCUGAUCUAGCGAUACACGGGGUGUUCGAAUCCCAGGCGGGUACCAAUUUUUCUAAUGAAAUACGUACUUAACAAAUGUUCACAAUUGACUUCCACGGUGAACGAAUAACAUCGUGUAAUAAAAAUCAAACCCGCAAAAUAAUUUGCGUAAUUACUGGUUGUAGGACCUCUUGUGAGUCCGCACGAGUAGGUACCACCACCCCACCUAUUUCUGCCGUGAAGCAGUAAUGCGUUUCGGUUUGAAGGGUGGGGCAGCCGUUGUAACUAUACUUGAGACCUUAGAAGUUAUAUCUCAAGGUGGGUGGCGCAAAUGCGCAAAUGGCAGCGUAAAUACGCUGUAGAUGUCUAUGGGCUCCAGUAUAACCACUUAACUCCAGGUGGGCUGUGAGCUCGUCCACCCAUCUAAGCAAUAAAAAAUUAUAAAAAAAUAAAAAAAUAUGUGACUCCACUACACUUGUUCUGAAAUAGCCCUAUUUCAUCCUUGUCUUGCAUGUAACCGUUAUUAUGUGUGCGAAAGAAAUAACUGCGAAGCAAAAUAAUAGGAUUUAAUUUCUUGAAGUACUAAUUUGGUAAGAAUAACUGAUUUAUUUCAAAUAUUUAUCACUAUCUGUUAAUAAAAAUUAUAAAACUUACCAAAAAUACUAAAUUUCAUGUUGUUUUCUCUUUAUAAGCGUGUUUUUUACAUCUUUUUACAGCGCAUUUUAGGAUCGUUCCACUCGACGGUCGGCGUGACACUGACGGCAAAACAGUGCUUAAUAUGAAUCUAAGCACUGUUUUGUUUGGUUACUUUUGACGUCUUUACGCGGGAUCUAGUGGUAAUAUAUCGAUAGUGUGAAGGGUGGGGCAGCCGUUGUAACUAUACUGAGACCUUAGAACUUAUAUCUCAAGGCGGGUAGCGCAUUUACAGUUGGAGAUGUCUAUGGGAUCCAGUAACCACUUAACACCGGGUGGGAUAUGGGGCUCAUAGCUAGUCCACUCGUCUAAGCAAUAAUUUUUUUUAUAUAUUUAUAUAUCUCGACUGCAUUUGAUUACAUAAGCAUGCAUUGAUUACUUUUGUGCAUCUAUACUUGUGUGCUUAGUGCGAGUUUUAUGGAGUUUGAACAGCGCUCCUACGUUUGCAAAUUUGAGUUAACUGUGUCCAUAGCGCGAGUUUUUUAACGUUCUCGAUAGCGUAAACGUGGAACGUUUGCCUACGUUUGCCGCUAGGGGCGCUGUUCGAAGUCAAUUCGAUUUAACUUUUACGCUAUCGAUAACUUCAUAAAACUCACACUAAGCACAAUGCGCUGUUGAAAUGUACUUAAUAAGCACGCGACACCUUUUUCGUUCCUAUAAAAAUUUUUGGUCUGACCUGAUCUGAAUCAGCUCUAACAGUACAUGUUAUAAGGUUAUCUGAAGCAGUCUUCCAUGAAGUUUUCAAACAGAUUCUAAAAAACUCGCGCCAUUUGUGGCCGACCUCUGUGCAUUGGCACUAGGGUUGCCAGACGUCUCGGGACUCUGGUCUCUGUCCCGUAUUCGAAGCGUGCGAUUUUAAUUGUAUUGAUUUUUAUAAAUAUGUUAAAACCGAUAAAAAUAUGUUAAAAUUGACUUGCUCCUCGAAAAAAUAUCAAUAAAGAAAUAAAGAUUGUCACUAUAUAA
Messenger RNA from Bombyx mori (domestic silkworm), 7067 nucleotides. RefSeq lists its product as uncharacterized. The record is from RefSeq and is a predicted model, not a curated record. Bases 382 to 3948 code for a protein of 1188 amino acids. NCBI's taxonomy places the organism in Eukaryota, Metazoa, Arthropoda, Insecta, Lepidoptera, Bombycidae. The transcript is spliced from 11 exons.